Oppia nitens is the source of this 1289-nucleotide messenger RNA. Its product is annotated as fatty acid hydroxylase domain-containing protein 2-like. Gene Ontology annotation, molecular function: C-4 methylsterol oxidase activity; iron ion binding. Bases 228 to 1115 code for a protein of 295 amino acids. Lineage: Eukaryota; Metazoa; Arthropoda; Arachnida; Sarcoptiformes; Oppiidae. The record is from RefSeq and is a predicted model, not a curated record. The transcript has 4 exons. Gene Ontology annotation, biological process: sterol biosynthetic process.
AAAAUUAAAUUUUUUCAGUUCACAAAAAUAGUAUAUCAAUAAUAUAUUGAAAGUAUUUAGUAAAUGUUAUUAACAGUGCUGUCCUCAUCAUGUCAUAUGUUUGAUGACAAACUAGUUUUUAUCCAAACAAUUAUUUGAAAAAAAGUAAUAUAUUUAUUAGCAAAUAAAUAGCUUAAAUUUCUCUGUAUUUUAUAUCAAAAAACAACAAACAAACAAAAAACUUAUAAAUGUCUGACGACAUAAGCCAACCGAUUGAUAUGUUGUCGACGACCACCGGUGCCCACUAUUACUGGCAAUCACAUUGGGACCGAUUGGUCGACCUGUUUGGCCGUAACGAGUUUUGCAUGGGCUUUGGCGGUACUUUUAUACUAACAUUUACCGUCUAUUGGACAGUCGGUAUCGUCUAUACUAUUGUCGAUGUCACAGGAAAACCAUCAUUUAUGCUUAAGUAUAAGAUACAGGAGCUCACACCUGCUUAUCCAAUCUCAGCAAAGCUAUUAAUGCAAGCAUUGAGACAAAUCUUAAUCAAUCAAAUCAUAAUUGGUUUGCCAUUUGCACUGUUAGCCCAUCAUUUGGUCUCUUGGCGUGGCUAUAAUUUGGCACAAUUACCAUCAUUUCAUAGGGCUAUCAUAGAGCUGGCAUUUUUUGUAAUAGUCGAAGAGAUAGCCUUUUAUUAUUCACAUCGAUUACUACAUAAUCCCAAGAUUUAUAAAUACAUCCAUAAGCGACAUCACGAAUGGCAGACACCCAUCGCUAUCACAGCAAUCUAUUGUCACCCAAUUGAACACAUCUUUAGCAAUCUAUUGCCUUUAUUUUUAGGUCCUUUUAUACUGGGCUCACACCUAAGUACAUCGUGGGCCUGGUAUACGUUAGCUAUAAUGAACACCUUAACCGAUCAUUCCGGCUAUCAUUUGCCUUUACUAACAUCACCAGAAGCUCACGAUUAUCAUCAUUUAAAAUUUAAUGAAAAUUAUGGUGUGUUGGGUAUAUUAGACCGAUUGCACGGAACGGAUACCAAUUUCAGAAAAUCAAAAGCCUUUCAAAGACACAGAGUUUUCUAUAGUUUGCGGCCAAUCAAAGAUCUAUAUCCGGAUGAGACCAAUAAAUCUGAUUAAACAAAAAAUUAUAUAAAAAUUAAAAUUUUUUAAAAAAUCUCAAUUUUUUCAAUACUUUUUAUUAUAUAUUAUUGUAACCAAAAAAUUAAUGAAACAUAUACAUUAUUAUAAUGUUGAUAAAAUAUAAUAAAUAUAUGUGUAAUUAUUUUCAACAACAAAAAUAAUAUUAUUGUU